ACCACGCCAACCCUGACCAUGCUGUCGUCAGAAUGUAGCACGCCGACACUCAGCUCGCUGGCCUCCGAGAUCGUGGAGCCCAUGGCUAUGCUGCCGUGUAUCAAAAGCGAGCCCGACCUCGACCUCGACCCCAUCUGCACGGUGGAUCUGUCUGUGAUCCAGCCCCUGAGCACCGCCGAGCUGGGCUCCGAACAGAUCAAGAUGGAAAUCAGCGGCCUCGACUACAUCAAAUCGGAGCACCACAGCGACCUCCAUUCCUUCCACAGCACGGAGCUGGACUCCUACAAGUCACACUACGAACCCAGUCUGGUGUUCGACUACAUCACUCACGUCUCGGACAGCUUGGAGUACAUCAAGUCGGAGCAACAUUCGGACCUCCACAGCUACUACGCCAGCGAGCUCGGCGCCAUCAAGACCGAGUACGAGCCCAACCUCAUGUCCAGCCACAUCAAGACCGAGAUGAAUGGCUUGGAGUCGAUUCACAUGGCGGAGCUGCGCACCGAACUCAACAAGCUCCGGCCCGAAACCGUCAUCGACAGCAUGGGGAAAAUGGACUCGGAUUUCCAAUCAGGAAACCUUUACGAACUGAUGUCCGUCCAGGCGAGCAAAGCGACUGCCGCGCACAACCAAACCAGCACAAAAGGCCAUGCGCCGACUCCACGCAAACCUCGCAACCUCACAGGUGAGAAGCCAUUCUCCUGCACUCAGUGCGGGAAGAACUUCAGCACCCUGGGUAACCUGAAGACUCACCAACGCAUCCAUACCGGCGAGAGGCCUUACACCUGCUCCCAGUGCGGGAAGAGCUUCGGGCAGGCCGGUAACUUGAAAAGGCACCAGCUCAUCCACACGGGGCAAAAACCUUACACUUGCGCGCACUGCCCGAAGGGUUUCACCAAAGCGGACGAUCUCCGCUCGCACCAGCGACUGCACACGGGCGAGAAGCCGUUCAGUUGCGCUGAGUGCGGUAAGAGCUUCGGCCAAACAAAGGAACUCAAAGCCCAUCAGUUGAGCCACACGGGAGAGCGGCCCUUCUGCUGUUCACUGUGCGGCAAGAGCUUCACUAAAGAGUCGAGUUACCGCAAUCACCAGCAAAUCCACACAGGCGAGAAGCCCUACAGCUGCUCCCAGUGUGGCAAAACUUUCAGCAAUUCAGGGGUCCUCAGAACACACGAGAAGAUUCACUCCGGGGUAAGACCGUUCGGCUGCACCCAGUGUGGCAAAAGUUUCGGUCGCUUGGGACAUCUUAAAGCACACCAGCAAAUUCACACGGGCGAACGGCCGUACACUUGCCAGCAGUGCGGGAAGAAUUUCAGCCAAUCAGGUCAUCUCAAAGCACACGAGCAGAUUCACAAAAAAGAACGGCCCGAUCUUAGCAGUGGCAGCAGUCGCAGUAACGAUAGUAGCUAAAAGAAACCUCAUUAUGUCUCAAAAGUAUUACUCUUUUUUUGUUUUUGUUUCUUUUUUUUCUCUCUUUUUUUUUUAUAAAAGCUACAAUAUAUAUAUAAAUAUAUUAUAAAAUAUAUACGUUUCAUUAUGUUUUCAUACCUUACGUCUCCUCUUCUUUUCUUAAUAUCUUCUUUUGGGUACAGUUGUGACUGAUUUUCUCUUAUGAAAGUGUCUAUGUUUGGGAUCAGUGAGCUUACAGAGAGUCUUUGUAUCUUGUCUGAGCAGUGUCGUAGUGAGUGCCAUUCUAGUUUCUUUCCUCCAGUAAAAUACUCAGUGUACACGUUUAUUGAUAAUAUGUAAUUCUUAAACCAUGUACUGGAAUUAAUUAUUA
Sinocyclocheilus anshuiensis is the source of this 1777-nucleotide messenger RNA. Its product is annotated as zinc finger protein 813. The transcript has a single exon. The record is from RefSeq and is a predicted model, not a curated record. Gene Ontology annotation, cellular component: PcG protein complex; transcription regulator complex; chromatin. NCBI's taxonomy places the organism in Eukaryota, Metazoa, Chordata, Actinopteri, Cypriniformes, Cyprinidae. Gene Ontology annotation, biological process: regulation of transcription by RNA polymerase II. Gene Ontology annotation, molecular function: DNA-binding transcription factor activity, RNA polymerase II-specific; RNA polymerase II cis-regulatory region sequence-specific DNA binding. Bases 19 to 1407 code for a protein of 462 amino acids.